This is a messenger RNA of Felis catus (domestic cat), 5178 nucleotides long. RefSeq names its product zinc finger protein 420. Bases 346 to 3939 code for a protein of 1197 amino acids. Gene Ontology annotation, biological process: central nervous system development; negative regulation of transcription by RNA polymerase II. The transcript is spliced from 6 exons. Gene Ontology annotation, cellular component: nucleus. Gene Ontology annotation, molecular function: RNA polymerase II cis-regulatory region sequence-specific DNA binding; DNA-binding transcription activator activity, RNA polymerase II-specific; DNA-binding transcription repressor activity, RNA polymerase II-specific. NCBI's taxonomy places the organism in Eukaryota, Metazoa, Chordata, Mammalia, Carnivora, Felidae. The record is from RefSeq and is a predicted model, not a curated record.
GAUUGCGAGUGACCCCGGUGGGAAACUGGGACUCUCAGGUUCGUCGGUAGUGAGCGGAGGAGCAGCAGGUUGUCGUUAGGAGCCCGGGGAGGAUUACUCGGGUUGUCUGCUCUCUGGGGUCUGUCGUGUUCUGGACUACACUUUCCAGAGGCCUCCGGGUGUAACGUCACUUCCUUCUAAGGUGGUCAGCUCCGUAGUGCUGGAGCGAGUGGAACAGCGCGGCGACCGAGGCCAUUGGUUUCUUCCGGGACUGGGGGACGUGAGCCUGACGCUGGGGAAGCUGAAGGACUGCGCUUCUCCAUGAGAAGAAGCCAGAGGAGGACUCAUAAAUUGAAAUUCUAAGCCAUGCCUUGUAGGUUGGUGUUGUUCAAGGAUGUGGCCAUAGACUUCUCUCAGGAGGAGUGGGAAUGCCUGGACUUGGAACAGAAGGAUUUGUACAGAGAUGUGAUGUUGGAAAACUAUAACAAUCUGGUCUCACUGGCAGGAUUUUCCAUUUCUAAGACAGAUGUACUUUCCUUAUUGAAACAAGGGAAAGAGCCCUGGAAGGUUGUACAGGAUGUGACAAGAAGUCAGAGUUCAGCCUGGGAAUCCAGAUAUGAGACCAAAAAGCUGUUCUCAACAAAAGGAAUUUAUGAAAUAGAAUCAUCUCAGUGGGAGAUCAUAGAACAGCUUACAAGACUUAAGUGUGAUUGUAAAAGUCUUCAAGAUGAUAGGGAAUGCAAAGACCAGUUUGAAAGCCAAUUGGGAAAUAAAGAGGGAUUUUUCAAGCAACUACUAAUCACUUGUAAAGGAAUCCCCAAUUUUAGCCAGACUGCAUCCCUUAUGUUAAAACAAAGAAUUAAUUUUCCUGAGAAAUCCUAUGAAUGUGAAGCAUGCAGAAAAUACUUUAUCCAUGGCUUUCAACUGACUAAACAUCAGAAAGCUCAUUCUGAUGAAAAAUUCUAUGAAUGUAAAGAAUGUGGACAGGCCUUUAUUCGGGGUUCAGAACUUACUUACCAUCAGAGAGUUCAUGUUGUUAAGAAACCCUAUGAAUGUAAGGAAUGUGGAAAAGCCUUUAUUUGUGCCUCACAGCUUACUUAUCAUCAAAGAAUUCAUACUGGGGAGAAACCUUAUAAAUGUAAAGAGUGUGGGAAGGCCUUCAUUCGUGGCUCUCACCUUACCCAGCAUCAAAGAAUUCAUACUGGUGAACGACCCUAUGAAUGUAAUGAAUGUGGUAAGGCCUUUUUUCGUGGCUCUCAACUUACUUACCACCAGAGAGUUCAUACUGCAGAGAAACCCUAUCAAUGUAAAGAAUGUGGAAAGGCCUUUAUUCGUGGCUCCCAACUUGCUGAACAUCAGAGAAUUCAUACGGGUGAGAAACCCUACGAAUGUAAGAAAUGUGGGAAAGCCUUUAGUUAUGGAUCACAGCUUACCCUGCAUCACAGACUUCAUACUGGUGAAAAGCCCUAUAAAUGUAAAGACUGUGAAAUGUCCUUUAUUCGUGGCUCACAACUUACUGAACAUCAGAGGAUUCAUACAGGUAAGAAACCACAUGAAUGUAAGCAGUGUGGGAAGGCUUUUAACUAUGGCUCACAGCUUAUUCGACACCAGAGGAUUCACACUGGAGAGAAACCCUAUGAAUGUCAAGAAUGUGGGAAGUCAUUUAUUCGUGGCUCACAACUUACUGAACAUCAAAAAAUUCACACUGGUGAAAAACCUUUUGAAUGUAAGGAAUGUGGGAAAGCCUUUAUUCGUGGCUCACAUCUUACUCAGCAUCAGAGGAUUCAUACUGGUGAAAAACCGUAUGAAUGUAAAGAGUGUGGGAAGGCCUUUAUUUAUAGCUCACAACUGACUCAGCAUCAGAGAAUUCAUACAGGUGAGAAUCCCUAUGAAUGUAAGCAGUGUGGGAAGAUCUUUAUUUGUGCCUCACAACUUACUCUACAUCAGAUUUCUCAUUCUGGUAAGAAGCCAUAUGAAUGUAAAGAAUGUGGUAAGGCUUUUAUUCGUGGCUCACAGCUGACUUACCAUCAGAGAGUUCAUACUGGUGAGAAGCCCUAUGAGUGUAAUGAAUGUGGGAAAGCCUUUAUUCGUGGUUCACAUCUUACUCAGCACCAGAGAAUUCAUACUGGUGAGAAACCAUACAAAUGUAAUGAAUGUGGGAAGGCCUUUAAUCGUGGCUCACAACUUACUCAACAUCAGAGAAUUCAUUCUGGUGAGAAGCCUUAUAAAUGUAACGAAUGUGGUAAGGACUUCAGACGUCAUUCACACCUCACUCAACAUCCUAGGUGUCAUUCUACUGAGAAACCCUAUAAAUGUAAGGAAUGUGGGAAGGCCUUUAGACGAGCCUCACACCUAACUCAACAUCAUAGUAUUCAUACUGGUGAAAAACCCUAUGAAUGCAAGCAGUGUGGGAAGGCCUUUAGUCGUGAUUCACAGCUUAUUCUUCAUCAGAGACUUCAUACUGGUGAGAAGCCCUAUGCAUGCAAGGAAUGCGGGAAGGCCUUUACUCAGAGCUCACAACUUAUUUUACAUCAUAGAAUUCAUACUGGUGAAAAACCGUAUAAAUGUGAAGAAUGUGGGAAAGCCUUUAUUCGUAGCUCACAACUCACCCGACAUCAAAAAGUCCACACUGGUGAGAAACCUUAUGAAUGUAAAGAAUGUGGGAAGGCCUUUACUCAGAACUCACAACUUACUCUGCACCAGAGACUUCAUACUGGUGAGAAACUUUAUGAAUGUAAAGAAUGUAGAAAGGUCUUUACUCAGCUCUCACAACUUAUUCUGCAUAAGAGAAUUCACACUGGUGAAAAACCCUACGAAUGUAAGGAAUGUGGGAAAGCUUUUAUUUGUGGCUCACAGCUUUCUCAACAUCAGAAAAUUCAUAAUGGGGAAAAGCCAUAUGAAUGUAAGGAAUGUGGAAAGGCCUUUAUUCGUGGCUCAUUACUUAUGCAACAUCAGAGGAUACAUACUGGUGAAAAACCCUAUAAAUGUGAAGAAUGUGGAAAAGCCUUUAUCCGUGGCUCACAACUUACUCAACACCAGAGAAUUCAUACCAAUGAGAAGCCCUAUGAAUGUAAAGAAUGUGGAAAGACCUUUAGUCAUGGCUCACAGCUUACUCAACAUCAGAGAAUUCAUACUGGUGAGAAACCCUAUCAGUGUAAGGAAUGUGGAAAGGCUUUUAAUCGUGGCUCACUCCUUACCCGACAUCAGAGGAUUCAUACUGGUGAAAAACCCUAUGAAUGUAAAGAAUGUGGAAAGACUUUUAGUCGCGGCUCAGAACUUACUCAACAUGAAAGGAUUCAUACUGGUGAGAAACCAUACGAAUGUAAGGAAUGUGGGAAGUCUUUUAUUCGUGGCUCACAGCUUACUCAACAUCAGAGAAUUCAUACUGGUGAGAAACCGUAUGAAUGUAAAGAAUGUAGAAUGGCAUUCACUCAGAGUUCACAUCUUUCUCAACAUCAGAGACUUCAUACUGGUGAGAAACCCUAUGUAUGUAAUGAAUGUGGGAAGGCCUUUGCCCGUGGUUUACUACUUAUACAGCAUCAGAGAAUUCAUACAGGUGAGAAACCAUAUCAGUGUAAGGAAUGUGGGAAGGCCUUUAUUCGUGGUUCACAACUUACUCAACAUCAGCGAAUUCACACUGGAGAAAAGCCCUAUGAAUGCAAGGAAUGUGGGAAGGCCUUUAGUCAUGGCUCUCAACUUACUCUACAUCAGAGAAUUCAUACUGGUGAGAAGCCCUAUGAAUGCAAAGAAUGCAGAAAAGCAUUUACUCAGAGCUCACAUCUUUCUCGACAUCAAAGAAUCCAUACUGGUGAGAAACCAUAUCAAUGUAAGGAAUGUGGGAAGGCCUUUACUCGAGGUUCACAGCUAACGCAACAUCAGAGAAUUCAUAUCAGUGAGAAAACUUUUGAAUAUAAAGAAUGUGGGAUAGACUUCAGUCAUAGCUCACAAGUUUAUAUAUGAAUUAUCUGAUUCUUUGUGAUUAAAAUAGAGAGCCUUCUCUGGUCAUUAAUCCAUUAUCAUCAAAGAAUUCCUAAAAUGUGAAUAUGGGAGCAUAUUUUCCUCUUCAAGUUCAGCAUCAGUGAAUUCUAAUGGGAGAAAGAUACUGUUAAUGGAAUCUAUGUAGAAAAACCUAUCGUUACUGGAAACCUAUUAAACUUCAGCAAAUUAUAAUAGAGUUCUGUUAAUAUAGUAAAAUAUAGGAAGGCCUUUAGCUGUAGAAUAUCUUUUUCAACAUUAUCUUGACUCUUCCAGCUACUUUUCUUUGUGAUAUUUAUCAUAAUUAACCUGUGCUUUUGUUUAAUCAUUUGUAAGAUAAGCCUAAGAAUAAUACCUUCCUUGUAAGAUUCUUGGAAGUAUUAUGUGAAACAUUUCAUGUAAAGCUCUUAGUGCCUUGAACAUAUUAUAUCACAAGUAUUAGCUAUCAUUAUUACUAGUAUGAUUUUAGAGAAUUUGCAUGAGAAGAGGACAACUAAUGAAUAUGGAGAUAUUUUUCAUUAACCCUUGACCCCGACUGUUUGGGGAGCACUGUAUGCUGUAAUGAAUAUGAGAAAGCUUUCAUUCACAUUUCAUCCUAUAUGCUAGAAGAGGAAAUUCAUAGUUUAAAAAGUCAUAGAUUUAAUCAGUGGAUUGUUGAAGAGGGAUGAGGUGAAUUGUAACAAAGUCCAAAAACUCAUAUUUUCUAUAAUUUUUGACCACAAUUUAAGAAUAUUACUUAGAAGUGAAAAAAGUAGAUAGUCAAAAUUUUCUACUAUGAAAUUUCUAAAAACUUGAAUGUACAGCUUUUGAAUUAAACUAAAAGUAAACUGACAGUAUUUUGCAGUGAAACAUGAUGACAGUCUGUCAGAGACUAUUUCCCUACCCAGUAUCCAUUUCCCCUUCUUUAGAAUUCUUGGCUGAAAAAUUAUCUCAGUCUCUCUUGCAGGUCAACAAGAUAAAAGUGGUAUUUGUUUGUACAUAUAGGACAUUUAAGAAUACCUUUUUCCUCUCUGCAUUUCUGUUUUCCUGCCUACAAUGUGGACAUUUAAUUUACAUCUCUGAUGAUUUUUUGGGGAAUUUGAGAAUGCUAUCUAAGGAUAAUUGAGCAGAAAUACAGAAUGAGUCUACACCUAUACUGAUUUUAUGGAAUAGCUGUACCAAUUCUGGUCUGCUUGCCUCCUGUAUUUCUUUAUAUAAAAUUAAAAUAAACUUAUUUGUUCAUGC